This is a messenger RNA of Miscanthus lutarioriparius, 5067 nucleotides long. The record is from the annotation of a GenBank genome assembly. Lineage: Eukaryota; Viridiplantae; Streptophyta; Magnoliopsida; Poales; Poaceae.
AUGGACGCGCCGGGAGAGCUGCAGUGCGUGGGCCGGCUCGAGAUCGCCGCGCCGCCGCCGGCGCGCUACCUUCGCGUCGGCUCCCUCCCCGUCCCCACCGACUCCUCUGCCUCUCUCCCAGCUCUCCUGCCCUCUCCGUCCCCGACUGGUGCUCCAAGGUAUCAAAUGCUGCCAUUAGAGACUGAUCUGAACACACUCCCUAUGAUUCCAAACAUCCCAGAGAAGGUUUUUUCAAGUGAUGCAAAGAGUACUGAAGGAUUACGGUAUGACAGUGGUCAUAUCAACCAGAACUUAUCAAGGAAAUGCGAAGCACUAGCUGUGUCAGGUUUGGCGGAAUAUGGUGAUGAAAUAGAUGUGGUUGCCCCAGCCGAUAUCAUGAAGCAGAUUUUCAAAAUUCCAUACUCAAAGGCACAAGUAUCUAUUGCUGUAAACCGUAUAGGAGAUACACUCAUUCUAAACACAGGGCCUGAUGUUGAUGAAGGUGAAAAGAUAUUCAGAAGACAAGGUAACCCGCCUAAAGGAUCUGAUCCAUCAAUAUUUCUGAAUUUCGCAAUGCACUCUGUGCGAGCAGAAGCUUGUGAUUGUCCCCCAAGUCAUCAAUCUUCACAGGAGAAGCAAACAGCAUCCGCAGUCUUGCGUGGAUCCUUUGACUGUGGCGAGGGUUCUUUUGAUUCAUCCCCAUCAUCUAGUUUUAGCACAUCACCGUAUCUGAAUCAGAAUGACAGUAAAGGUAGAAAAGCUCCACAUAGUACUCAUGAAAGCCUGUACUUGGGAGCAAUGGAAAACAAUCGAAAAGUCAAAGGAUCUGAUCCUAUAAAAAAAACCACUCGGGUUGGUGAAAAAGCCAGCUGUGAGGUGCAAGAAUCUGAGGAGAGCAAGAGAGUGGGAAAUAAUGGAUUUCGGAAAGUUUGCUUUUGGCAAUUCCACAAUUUCCAUAUGCUUUUGGGUAGUGACUUGCUUAUAUUUAGCAAUGAGAAAUAUACUGCAGUCAGUUUGCACCUAUGGGAUGUUUCUAGACAGGUUACUCCAUUGAACUGGCUUGAAGCUUGGCUUGACAAUGUAAUGGCAAGUGUUCCAGAAUUGGCCAUAUGUUACCAUAAGAAUGGUGUUGUUCAAGGUUAUGAGCUUUUAAAGAAUGAUGAUAUAUUUCUCCUUAAGGGUGUCUCAGAUGAUGGCACACCUGCGUUUCAUCCACAGGUUGUCCAGCAAAAUGGCCUUGCUGUCCUGAGGUUCAUUCAGGAUAACUGUAAGCAAGACCCUGGUGCAUAUUGGCUGUACAAAGGCGCUGAAGAAGAUGUCAUACAGUUAUAUGAUCUGUCUAUCUUACCUGAAAAACAUACAGCUGGUGAUCUUAGAUCUCCAUGCGGUCCUAUGUCAUCUUUUAUAGACAAGGGAAGAAAGGAGUCAUUGUUCUCUCUGGGUACACUCCUUUAUCGGGUUGCUCACAGGAUGUCCUUGUCAAAGGUGCCUAGUAAUAGAGCAAAAUGUGCAAAAUUCUUCAGAAAAUGUUUGGAUUUUCUCAGUGAGCAGGAUCACCUGGUUGUCCGGGCAUGUGCUCAUGAACAAUUUGCAAGACUCAUCCUCAAAUGCUAUGAGGAGCUGGAACUGACAUCUGAAUCAUUUAUGAUUGAGUCUGAAGUCACCCUUACUGAUUUGGAUGAUGAUUCUCCAGAACUGAGACUUGAGAAUUUACCAGGAAAACAAAAUGUGCUGCCAGAGCUUGGCAAGAAUGAGCCAGCAGUGUUAGAUGAUGUGUUGGACUGCACACCAUCAAUCUCUUCUGGUAUGACAAAUAGUUUAGAAGAACCAAGCCAAGCUGAUGGUGGUUCUUCAUCUUCAGUUACAAAAGAUGAUGUUUCUCUGGACAGCUUGGUGAUGUGUCAGUCUGGUAUUUCAAAAACAAUUGCUGAUGCAAUCUCCUCUAAGUUGGCUGCUAUACACCACAUAUCUCAAGCUAUCAAAUCCCUUAGAUGGAAUCGACAGCUGCAGAAUAGUACUCAGCAUGGUUGCGUGGACAAUGCAGAUACCAUUUGGGAGAGGUCAGUCGACUUCUCUUUAUGCCGAUGUGGUGAUGUUGAUUGUAUUGAGGUCUGUGACAUCAGGGAGUGGCUUCCAAAAUCAAAAAUGGAUCAUAAGUUGUGGAAACUUGUUCUUUUGCUAGGGGAAUCUUAUUUGGCACUUGGAGAGGCAUACAAGAAUGAUGGGCAGCUUCAGCGCACCCUUAAAGUUGUUGAAUUAGCUUGUUUGGUAUAUGGGUCUAUGCCUGGACAUAUUGAUGGCGACGAGUUCAUCUCAUCCAUGCCCAAUAGUUCGUUGAGUCGAGAAGAUGUUGGUCUAAAAACUAAACUUGUACUGGAUGAGGCAGAUUAUUGCAAUAACAAAAGAUGCUUCAGUUAUGAUGUUUCUUCCCACCAACUGCCACCAAAUUAUUUGUUCUGGGCAAAGGCAUGGAUGCUUGUUGGUGAUGUCUAUGCAGAAUAUCACAGAUUGAAUGGUCAUCAAGCAAAGUUGGUACCAGUACAGAAGUCUCAUGGCGAAGUUAGAAUGUCAAAUGAAGUUGCAUUGGAGGUCAAACGCCUUAAGCGAAAACUGGGAAAGGAUAAGCAGAAUUGUGACACAUGCUCGUUGAUAAACUGUAGCUGCCAAAGUGACAGGGCAAGUAGUGGCAGCAGUGCAAGCAGCAGUAGUUCUGAGGCCUCUAAACUUUAUGGCCGAAAGAAAAAUAAAAAAUCACUUGGCAAGAACCUUCAAUCACAAUAUAGAGAAACCAGCAAGAACCCCAAUGCACAAGAAGCUACACAAGUUUCUGAGAAAAAACAGCAUGAUGUGAAUGAUACUUGUAUUGAGAACAACCUAGUAUUAAAUGAUGAUAUUGGUCAUUACAGUCAGGACAGGGAAAAACAGUCAAGAAAUGUUGAUGGAGUUCCUGAUAAAUCUCAAGCAAGUGUUCCUACUGUGAGGGAUGGUGGUAUCUUCAAGUUCCUUGGUGGUCCAAAACCAGGAGAUUUUGAGUACAACUUGUCUUCUGCUAUUCACUGCUAUGGUGCAUCCAAGGGAGCACUGUUCACAUUUCCUGUGCAUUCAGUAGAAACUUCCACGGUUCUUAAGAAAAGAGGCUGGGCAUUUAAUGAACUGGGCCGCUGUAGACUUGAGAGUAGAAAUCUGGGUAGCGCUGAGAUUGCUUUUGCAGAUGCUAUUAAAGCAUUUCAAGAGGUCUUUGACAACACAAAUGUUAUACUGAUCAACUGUAACUUAGGUCAUGGUAGGAGAGCUUUAGCAGAGGAAUGUGUAUCCAGGAUUGAUGAAUUUCAGAAGCAUGAUCUUCCUGAAGGCACAUAUAUGCAAUCCUUCAAAUCAGCGAAGUCAGAAUAUUUUCAAGCAAUAAACUACUAUUCCGCAGCUAAGACCCAACUGAAGUAUGUCAAUACUGAGGUCGAUAAAGUACUAUACCAUGAGGUUUACACACAGUAUGCUCAUACCUACCUGAGGCUUGGAAUGCUUUUGGCAAGGGAAAGCUUCUUAACUGACAGUUAUGAAGGUGGACUUGUCGAUGAGUCAUCUAACAGAACAGUUCUAGAGAUUUCAGCUAGUGAUGCUUUUCGGGAGGCUUUGUCUACAUAUGAAUCCCUUGGUGAACAUCGCAAACAGGAAGCUGCUUUUGGUCAUUUUCAGCUCGCUUGUUAUCAGAGGGAUCUGUGCUUAAGGUUUCUGGAUUUAGUCGACAAGGAGGUUAAACAGAAAAAUGAGGAUAAAUAUCGUCAGAAAAGUAAGUGGUAUGGUUCACUAGCUGAGAAGAACUGGCAGAAGGCUUUAGAAUUUUAUGGGCCGAAGACACAUCCUACUAUGUUUCUUAACAUCCUUAUGGCACAGUCUGCCCUUUCUAUUAAUAUUUCUAAUUCCUUCCACUCAACCGUGAUGCUUGACACUGCUCUGACUCACUUGUUGGAAGGCCGGCAUGUGGUGGAAGCAAAUGAAGACUACUACAACGAUAUGGACCUGGACAUAAAACCAAAGUUCUGGAGCCAGCUGCAGAGCCUGCUGAAGAGGAUGCUGGCGGGAUCCCUGCCUAGCAGCACAGGCAGAGUAGCUUCUUCUGUCAGCCAGGCCAGCACUAGCAACAGAACAGAAGCUGCUAAGCUGAAAGAGAUGUAUCGUUUGUCGCUCAAAUCUUCUACUCUGGGCCAGCUGCAUGCGUUGUACAAGCUUUGGGUCGCCGACGCCGGGGUACAGCACCAGCACGACGACCUCGGCGGCAGUGCCACAUCCGCAGACGGGGGCUGUGACGGUGGCAGUGACGACAGCUGGGCGCGCGCGCUGCUCCGCCGGGGAUGGGACCUGUCCCGGAAGGCCGCCAUCGCGGCCACGGCCGCGCCCGUCGUGGCCCCGCCACUGCUUGUCCUGUCCCUCGCCGGCGUCGCGCUAUCCCUACCCUUCGCCGCCUACCUGGCCAGCCUCGCCGCCACCGACCGUCUUAUGGGCGCACUCCUGCCGGCGCCUCGCACCCAGCCGUACCACGCCUGCGACCUCGAAGACGAUGGAUUCUUGGAUACAUCUGACGCGCCCAGCGGCGAGGCCCCUGUAUUCGACCACUGGUGCGACACAGAGAACGACGCCAUCAUGGAGGACAACGAGAGCUUUGUGUCGUUGCCGCUGUCACGGGAACCUCGAUUCUCCGAAGAGCCGGUACCGUCGUCGACCGACGUAGAGGAUAAGAUGGCUGAAGGUAAAUUUCUUUCCCGAGAAUUGGGCCACGAGUCACUAGUGUUGGACAAUAGGGAACAGGAAGAGGAGGGCACAACCAUGGAGGACAUUGAGUAUAUUACCAUGGAGGCACCGCCGCGGGGCUCCGAUGUUUCCGGAUCAGCAGUGCCAGUGUUGCGUGAUGAAGACAAUAUGGUUCAGAGACUGGUAGAAGCUCCUCUUACAGCCAAGGAAUCAGUCGAAGAGUUAUCUGUAUCAGACAAUGAGGAAAGAACAGAGGAUGGCAAGUGUAAAGAUAUAGAGGAAAUGGAGUCCUUGAAGGAGAUUCUGUCACUGGGCGUCGACAUCACAGAUUCACAGAAUUAG